Messenger RNA from Haplochromis burtoni (Burton's mouthbrooder), 4314 nucleotides. Its product is annotated as TATA-box-binding protein 2. Gene Ontology annotation, biological process: DNA-templated transcription initiation. Gene Ontology annotation, molecular function: RNA polymerase II general transcription initiation factor activity; DNA binding. The transcript is spliced from 7 exons. NCBI's taxonomy places the organism in Eukaryota, Metazoa, Chordata, Actinopteri, Cichliformes, Cichlidae. The record is from RefSeq and is a predicted model, not a curated record. The coding region runs from base 1621 to 2460 and encodes 279 amino acids.
GGGAGGAAUAAAGGAAUGAGGGAGAAGAAACAAGGAUGGAUGGAAGGACAAAACAAAAUUUAAAAAAAAGAGGAAUGCAGGGAAAAGUACCAGAUCAAAGAAAAAGACAACAUUAACUGAAAGGAACAAGCAGGGAAGGAGAAGGAAAGAUUUGUAAAGAAACAAGGAGAGGAAGUGGGAUGAGUUCAAGGAAGGCAGAAACGAAUUGAAAGGAAAGGAAGGAAGGACAAAUUUAAAAGAAAGAAUGAAAUGGAAUAACAGACAGACGUGAGGAGGGGGGGCUAUGAAGUGAAGGAAACAAAGACGUGAGACAAAAUGUAUGGGCAAGGACAGAAAUGAGUCAAAAAGAAGAAAGGAAAGAAAAGGAAGCAGUUAAGCCACAAAUGAUGGGAUGCAAGUAAAAAGGGAAAGAGGAAGGAUUGAAGAAAGGAGAAAAAAAUGGAUUAAAGGAGGAAAGAGAUGAGAAAGGACAUGUGGGGGAAAUCCAAACUAAGUUAAAGAAGGAAAUAAGGAAGGUCACGAGGAAAUGGAAGAAAAUGAAUGAUAAGUAGAAAAGGAAUAAGAACGUGGAGUAUGAAGGCAUUAAACCCCACGAAAGAAAGGAAAGAGGGACAAGAGGAAAACCGUAAGGGUGGAUGGAGGUACAAAAAAGGGAGAAAAUAAAUAAAACCUGAAUGAUGAUAAAAGGUAAUGAAGGAGAAGGAAACAAUAAAGGAAACAGCACACACACUGAAUCUGUGGGAGGAACAAAAAGUGAAGAAAUAACUGACAAAGAAGGAAUGAAGGAAAGGUGGAGUGGGUGGGAGGGUGUGAGGAGAUAAGAGCGGGCAGGAAGGAGGCUGAAUGUUUGCUGUAAUCAUCCCCAAUUUAAACAAACAGCCUCUACAGGUCGAGAUACUCGAGUACUCGCCCCCCCUCUGCCUGUCACAUGCCUGAGUUUGUAAUGCUGAGCGUUUGCUCACGCUGAGCCCAACGCUCAGGCUGCUCAACACUCAGUUUAUCACAGUUUGUUCCCCUCGUGGGUCUGUAUGAUGUCAUAGAGAGGGGAUGUCCAUAUCUGGCCUCGCUGAUGGGAAACCCCGCCUGAAGCAUGCAGCAGCUUUUGUAAAAAAAAAAAAAACAGGAACAAACCUGCUUUGAGUGUAUUGGCUCAGGGGGAGGAGCUAACAUAGCGUCCCUCUUUAGGCAGUGGGUGAACAGUGGUGGUGAUGACACCGAGGCCCAGAAUAAGAGAAGGGGAUUAUUGGUGCAAAGCCACUCUAGCAGAGAGCUGAAAUAAGCAGGUUUUGCAUUUCCGAUGGGAUGCUUUCAGUGGGUUCCACCCUGAACACAUGCUUUAAGAAUUUACUCCAACCCCUGCCCACCUGCAGGGGGUGUGGCUCAAAGCAGUGAAGCAUUUGUUUUUAUCACUUUCUCUUGAUUCUCAUUUAAAUUUUUUUUUGGAAGAACACAUAAAAUCAUUCACUGUCAUGUUUGAGCAUCUUCGUCUCCUAGCAACAGACUCCUGUCUGAAUCUUUUUGGAUGUAAACAAUCAACUUCAUACAAAACCUCUGACAGUACGUUUAUUAUUGGCUCGCCCGGUAUUACUGGGUUUGAUCGCUGAGGCUUCCUCCUGCAUCAUGGACGAGUCUGCGUUGGAGCGAUGCUUCGAUGAGUUCAUCGCUAAUGACCCCAGGAGGACAGAGGAUGUCAGCGAGGAGGUCGGCGAGGAGGAGCUGUUUUUCAAGUUAUUGCCUGAUGAGCUCCUGACACUGAACACGGUCACCUGUGACGAUGCAGACAGAAUCUGUAAGAAGGAGGAUCGGACUGCAGAGAGCGGGAUCGCCGGCACGCAGUCACGAGACAGCAGCUCCCAGAAUUCCUCAGCAGAAGCUAAGCCCACGUGUGCGUCCUCCUCGUCUGAACUGAAGGCCCUUCCUGUUAAACCCGGGACCCCGGAGGACCCUGAGACACUGAAGGAGAAGUCGUCGAAUCUCGUCCCAGUGAUAUGUAACGUCAUCUCCACAGUGGACCUGGGCUGCUGUUUGGACCUGAAGUUCAUUGCUCGCAGGAUGUGGAACGUGCAGUACAAACCACAGUAUUUCACAGGGAUCAUCGCUAGGAUCCGGGAGCCAAAAGCAACAGCGACCAUCUUCCGAACUGGGAAAAUCAUCUGCCUGGGAACCAAGAGUGUGGAGGAGUCGCGCCUGGCGGCCAGGAAGUUUGUCCGCAAACUGCAGAAGUUUGGCUUUCCCGUGCGCUUCCUCAACUUUAAGAUCCAGAACAUUGUAGCCUUCUGCCAGACCUUUCCAGUGGAUUUAGCAGAACUGCAGAAGGUCCACAAAGGGCAGUGCAGUUAUGAGCCAGAGUUGCAUAACCGCCUCAUCCUCAACCCGAUUACCGGCAUCAGAGUGUCCUUCAUUUCAGCUGGGUGCAUAAAUGUGUGCGGUGAGCUUGUCCACACGUCACAGUUCAAUUAAAAAUGCUGCCCUGUGGUGAAAACUGACUGAAAAACUGACCUUUGACUUUUGUGGACGUCAUCAUGAGUGUGUGUCCAUGAAAUAUCCCGUGUUACACUCCAGGAGCUAAAACCAGGGCUGAGGUCGACGCAAUCUUUCAAACCAUCUGCAGAAUCCUGAGAGAGUACAGGUGGGAGCGAACAUGCAGCGGAGCUUUGAUUUCAAAGCCAAACUGAUGUUAGAGGCAGACAUGAAUAAACUGACGCAUGAGCGCCACUGCACUCCACUGUAGUUCCUGAUUGCACCACUAGAUGUCAGCACGGCUGCAGGCCGCUCUCAGUCAGUGGUUUAGAGACGUGCAGCUCUCGCCGUGUACCUCGUGUGUGUUUGCAUUACUCACUCACAGGUGAGGUCAGGAUCACCUGAGAAUGAGCAGGAGGCCUCUGGGUGGACGUGACCUGCUGCUCGUCCAUCAGAACGGCCAAAACAAGAGUGAAUAACACGUCACUGCAUCCUGAUAUCCUCUUAAACAGGUUCGUUAUUUACAACCUGCCCUUCAUUACAUCACUCAACAUUCAGUCGGCAUGGAGCUCAGAUUGGACGGUUUGGGGGUUUGGUCGAGUUUCCGUCAUAGUGCAUGCUGGGAAGUCUACUGGGAUCGGCCUCGUUACCUGACGUUUUACUUUGGUGGGCGUGGCUGUGAGCCUCACCUUUCCUGAGGUCAGAUUCACGAUGAGUCAUGAAAACGCGUCAUUUGGUGUGUUCUCUGUGACCCGCUGACCGCGGGGAUGGAGGCCCUUCCUGUCGUGUCUCCAGGGCUGCAUCAGGAGGUGCGGUCAUCCGGCCGCUGACACGCCCAGUCUGCAUGAAAGCAGUGAAUUAUGGGAACACUUUCUCUCCUCUGAGCCUCUAUGUGCUCUUCCUCCACUCACCGUCUGAGGCUCUCAGUCAGUUUCAUCUUUUUUUGAGUUUCACAUUUUGAAAUUUCUUUUUCAGGUUUUUUGGAACAGCGACUGCUCAUCGUGUGCUCGUGACCUCCUCGCCUCUUUGUAUUUGAUCUGCUUGAGCUGUUCGCAUCCUGUCACUCUUGCUCCAUUUGGCUCAUGUCUUUCCCUCUCUAAUAACAUCCUCGACUUCCUCUGAUCCUAAUAAUACCAAACAACAAUCGUCCUGACACUCACACUUCCUGAACUCCCCACUCUCUUUCUUCUUCGACAUCGAUGCUCUGUGUUUGCUUCUCUGGUGGAAACGAGCUGAAAGUCAUGUUUGAAAGUUUUUUUCUGUCCUUGUUUCCAUUCUGUGUCCAAACAGGUUAUUAUGUAACAAUUCUGUUAACAUGGAAAACAAAAUAAAGUCAUAGAGGAAAUAUGCUCAGUUUGGGUAUUUUUUUAUUUAUUAUCACAAACUGCCUGAUGAGCUUAUUCAGAGUCGCUGCUUUUUAAAAGUUUUGUUUAUAUAUUAUAUUGCCUCUGACAUUUACCACAAACUCAAACUAGAAAUCCCACUCGGGAGACUGAAACUGAAGGGAAUGUUUAAAAACAUUUGAAAUGAAUGAAAAUAAAAAUAAGAAAACAAACAGUAAUAAAGCUUGUCUGAACAGAACAAACUGUCUGUUUUCUCCCCAAAAUCCAAAUGUCUAAAAAACAGAAACAUUUUCUGAAUGAAUCCACGUUUCUGAACUGAGCCGGCAGCAGGAGGAGGUCGGGGUCGAUGGAGGACAUAAAAAGACCUUCAGUGACGGCGUUUCAUGUUUUUCUGAGUUCUGCAGCUGUAAAGUCUGACAGUUAAAUUCAAUUUAUUUAUACAGCGCCAAAUCACAACAACAGUCGCCUCAAGGAGCUUUAUAUUGUAAGGGAGACCCUACAAUAAUACAUA